Trichoderma citrinoviride is the source of this 2541-nucleotide messenger RNA. RefSeq lists its product as hypothetical. The transcript has a single exon. The coding region runs from base 1 to 2541 and encodes 846 amino acids. Lineage: Eukaryota; Fungi; Ascomycota; Sordariomycetes; Hypocreales; Hypocreaceae. The record is from RefSeq and is a predicted model, not a curated record.
AUGUCCCGCCAAGCUGGUCUCUGGGAAUUGGAGGUGAGGGGAGAGAGCUCCACCUCGCAGUUCAAGUCAGGAACGGCAAACCACUCUUCUCUCUGGGAUUAUCCGGCCGCUCCUCCUACCUCCGGAACCGCUCAGUACGAUCUAGGUUCCACUGCCAAUGAGAAUCACCACACAAUCGAUCAAACCUCCAUGAGUGGCAUUGGCAGCAGCACAUUGUAUAGCGCUGCUCCCGACCCUGCCAAUGGCAAUGGCGAUGUCAAAGGCAAAGGCAAAGCCCCUGUCAUCGAGCAUGGCACGUCUCUGCUGAAUUCGGGCGGCCUGCCUCCCUUGGAGCCCACAAUGGCACCGUUUCACUCCUCUGGCCACUCGGAUCACUUCUCUUUCCCCGGACACCACCACAGUAUCUUGCUCAAGACGCUCGCGCACUGCGUCCCGCCACAGGACCCCAGCUUGAUGAGUCCCUUUGCACCUGGGCAUUACUCAUAUGGCCCUCCCUCUGGUGGGCAGCCUCGCCGGCAAUUGCCAUCAAUCUUCGGACGUCAGAGUCCCGGUCACGACGGCCCAAAGUGCGGUUGCGCCAUCUGCUCCAGUGGCCCGCAAGCCAUGUGCUUCCAGCAGCAGUUGGCUCAACAGCAGGCUUCGAUUAACGCAGCCUGGGAUGAAGAACGCGCCCGCCUCGAAGCGUGUCGGGGCCGGGUAGAACUCCUGGUUCGACAAGAGGGCAGGAUCAUACUGGACCACCAUCGCCAAGAGUGGGACGAGGAAAGGGGCAAACUGCAGUCCGAGAUCGCCGCCCUACGUAGGACCAUCAAGGAACUCGAGGACGGCCACUUGCAGCUUUGCGAUGACCACAGCGAGCUCUGGGUCGAGAACGUGAAGCUUGAACAGGACAAUUCUAGGCUUCAAGAGGAAAAUUCAAGGCUCAAGGAUGCCUUGUCCAAGGCCAGAGAUGUCUCUGACCAAGCUCAAGGUGGUGGUGGUGGUGGUGGUGGUGUUGAGGGAAUUACAGUCCAUCACCACGACGUUCAGCCUGCCGUCCAUCAUCACGACGUUCAGCCUACCGUCCAUUACCACGACGUUCUGCCAAUCCAUCACGUCAACGUUCAGCCUGCCGUCCAUCACGACAAUGUUCAGCCUACCAUCCAUCACCACGACGUUCAGCCUACCUUCACCAACCCUUUUGAGCACGCCGCCAGCCCACAAGGUGAUAGACCUAGGGGGUACCACGGCGGUCGGGGCUUUCGCGCGUCAUGGACCGCUGGGACUGGCUCGACCUCCUGGUCUGCCUCCGGUGGCGGCCGUUUGAGGUCGUCGUGGCCUGUCCAGGCACCGACACGCGCCACAUCCCGCAGUCCGCCGCCUGCGGGCAUCCUGGCGCCUCAGGAUCCAGGGCGUAUAGCAUUGCCAUCCAAAAGAUGGAGAGUACCCAUGGCUCUUCAACCUGAGCCGCUGUAUGCAAACUCGCCCUCGCCAAUGCCCCGCUCCCUUUCGGCCUCACCCGCUCCGUUCUCUCCGGCCACACCAAUACCCCGUUCUCGUUCGGACUCACCCGCUCCGUUCUCUCUGGCCACACCAGUACCCCGUUCCCGUUCGGGCUCACCCGUGUCGUACCAUCCGGUCUCCCCAAAGAUUCCUUUCCGGAAGUCGCCCUCUUACUGUCCGGCCUCACCAAGCCAGUAUCGUCCCCGUUCGAAAUCGCCCUCUUGGCGUCCGGCCUCACCAAUUAUGGUCUCAGGCUCGAGCUUGGACAUCCCCGAGAGAAGCCCCAAGAGAAGCCCCAAGCGGCGGCGUUCCGUCGUGGAUGUCAACGAGGUCGAGGCGGGACUUGACGGAAUACCUCUCAGGGCAAACACUGUCCGAAGAGCUACCUUUGCGCACAAUACCCCAGGGGGUGCCCCUCCGCUCAAGAGGCAGCGAAGCUUGUCCCAGGAGUACUGCAUCGUCGACAACCCGUUCGGCAAUGAUGAUGAAGAGGGAGACGGAGAGAGGGACAAAGAGGAGGUGCAACGACUCAAGAUGCACGCCGGGCACACUCCUCCACGGUCACCCCCUAUGCGCCACAGCCAGGGCAGCCCAACCCCGAUUGCCCCCUCUUCCCCGCCGGAGCCCAAGUCGGUCAUCAUCGGUGAAACUGAGAUGGCGGAGGAUUCGGGCGACGUGGCGCUUACAGGCCCCCUGAUGAUUCAGAACGAUCCUGCUGAGGAUGAAAGUUUCCUGGCCGCUUUAAACGAGAAACUCGGGCCGAUCAGCCAGGGAGUUGAUGCCCUCCCCAGGGCGGUGCAGCCUCCAAUUGCGAUGCCAGUACCAGUGUCGGCUGUGCAAGGCGAGCGCAUUGUUCGCUGGGUGGAGCCGUGGUAUCCCCCGAUUCCCGAGGGCAAGAAGCUCUCAAACCUCCAAUCGAAAGAUGGAGAAAGUGACAAUACACCACACGCCAAUGAGGACGAUGAUGGCAGCGACGAGGCGACUACAGUCGCGGAGCCUGAAGUCCCCAUCAAGUUCAGGUCCACGAGCAACUUUGGGGCGCCCUUUGGGAGGAUGUAG